GUUAGGUUGACUGCAUUUUAACAAAGCCGAGCGCUCGCAAAGAGCACAAACUACCACUUGGCAGCACAUUCAGGACAAGACUGAAGUGAAGGAGGUGACUACCACUGUGCCUAUUGGCUCACCAGAAGUUGACUGUCCUCUUUCCUAUCGUGCCAGUGUCUCAGCGCAGGGAUGGCUCCGCGAAUGGAUGAUGUCAUGAGUCUGUGCUGCGAACUAUCGGCUAACGAGCAGAUCAAGGUGGCAGUAAAAAACUCCACCAAAGGCGCCAUGGUGGCCGGAGGAUCGGCCUUUGUGGGCGCGCUGCUCGGAGGACCUCCGGGGAUUGCUGUCGGUGGUGCAGUCGGUGGUCUCUUGGGCUGCUGGCUGACCAGCGGUCAGUUCCGGCCUCUACCUCAGAUCCUGAUGGAGUUGCCUCCCACCCAGCGACAGACGCUCUGCGAUCAGGUCGCGGCCAUCUUGAACAACCUGGACUGGACGGACGCGGCGCAGCUCAUCGCCCUCGUGAUGGGCAACGCCACCUUGCAGCAGCAGGUCACCGCCACGCUGCUGAACUACGUCACGAAGGAGCUGCGAGCAGAGGUUCGCCACAGAGACUGAGUUCUGAGGACACGAGGACUUUUCGGGGGGGGGGUCGGGCCGGCCGAGCACGACCGGAGUCCUUGUCACAUAUUUUUGUACUUUGUUGGGAGAAAAAGAAACUGUGAAACACGAUGUCUGUGCCAAAUAGAGAGCCAACUGUUUCUACCCUAACAGCAGUAGGGGAUGCUGAAUACUACUCGAGUUCAUAUUUUGAGUACUUGUACGCUACUAAAGUAUUUCUAUUGUAUACCACCAUAUACUUCUACUCCAUUACAGAUCAGAGGCAGAUAUUGUACUUUUUUUUAUAUUCUACAUGUAUUUUCAGGUUCCAAAUAUUAUUAUUAAUAACCCAUUUAAAUCAACGAUUAAAUUAGGAGGCAUUAUUAUGGAUUAAACCACCCAGCCCUGUAUAUAUUAUUUAAAAUUGGCUCCACCUUAAUCUUAAUGCUUCACAAAUUACAAUCUAGUGGUAUUAUAGAUAUUAUUCUGAAAAUAAAUAUAUUUAAAAGAGUGCUUAAGGUAUACUUUAAUGACAGUACUUCAAUCAUUUUAUUUAAGUAAAGGAUCUGAGUACUUCAUCAACUACUGCCGAACAAGAAAGAAGUCACUUGAUAGAAAGUCAUCUGUUCCUCAAUAUGAAAUGUUUUGUACGUGAGAAUGAAGUCAACAUAUACCUUCCUCUGCUUUUUAAACUCGAUAAGAAAAAUAAGAUAUUGUUCCUGGAGAAUCAUUUAUUCUGGUUUAGAAUGUAAAAAAACUCUUUCGGAUUUUCAAAUCAAAUAAACCAUUGAAGCUA
Pseudoliparis swirei is the source of this 1375-nucleotide messenger RNA. Its product is annotated as protein C19orf12 homolog. The record is from RefSeq and is a predicted model, not a curated record. The transcript has 3 exons. The coding region runs from base 172 to 597 and encodes 141 amino acids. Lineage: Eukaryota; Metazoa; Chordata; Actinopteri; Perciformes; Liparidae.